Pestalotiopsis fici W106-1 is the source of this 588-nucleotide messenger RNA. RefSeq lists its product as uncharacterized. The record is from RefSeq and is a predicted model, not a curated record. Bases 1 to 588 code for a protein of 195 amino acids. The transcript has 3 exons. Lineage: Eukaryota; Fungi; Ascomycota; Sordariomycetes; Amphisphaeriales; Sporocadaceae.
AUGUCUGUUAACCAAGUACCGCCAGAGACAAUCCCAGUCCCUGCGACUCCUCACUCGCCCAACUCGAAACUUCCCGUCGUCGUGUACCGAGGCGCACUACUAGACAAAACUCUUGAGGGUGCGCUGCAGGCCGUGGACACCAGCGAGUGGCCCAAAGGUGGCCACUGGAAGAUUGCACAAGAGAACCUGGCCGCGACUCCACAUUACCACUCGAUCACGCAUGAAGCGUAUACAGUCCUGCACGGCCACGGAACAUAUUCUUUGGGAAAGUCGCCUCUAGAUGCUGAAGUUGAUUCAGACGGGAAUAACGUGGGUGUCACACUGACUGUGCGCGAGGGAGAUGUAUUUGCAUUUCCUUCGGGUGUUACACAUUGCGUGACAGAUGUGUCGCCGGAUUAUGAGAUUAUAGGCUUCUAUUCUUUGAAUGAGAGAAACUCGACAGAGGAGCCGUAUGAUAUGGAGUAUGCCCUCGACUCCCCUGAGGUGACAUGUAAGAAACGCGAGAUCUGCGAGCUGGUUCCUACCCCAGUACAUGAUCCGAUCUAUGGCAAGACAGGCCCACUGCCUGAGCUUUGGCGGAGGACAUAG